This is a messenger RNA of Parasteatoda tepidariorum (common house spider), 539 nucleotides long. NCBI's taxonomy places the organism in Eukaryota, Metazoa, Arthropoda, Arachnida, Araneae, Theridiidae. The record is from RefSeq and is a predicted model, not a curated record.
UGAUUUUAUUUAUUUUAUCGCAUUAUCAAACCAUUUUUAAUUUGCUUGUUCUUUUUUAAGGUUGGCAUUUCCUCUUUGGUUAUUAUCAAACAUUUUAUUCUUCAUGGUCAUCCGGUAUGGUGCCUAUUUUCUCAGCUUGACAGGAGGCUGUUUGUUACUAGCAAAUGUUCUAUUCUGUUUCAUCAGAAACCCAGUACCAGUCGAAUUGCAUUUUCAAUCAAAGCCACUUGUACUACAUUAUGGUUGGUGCUACUGGCUUGUCCUCUUCACAGGCAUCUUGUGUGAGCUUCUGACAAUCAUAAUAAUUUUUAUGGAUCUGCGUUAUCCAGAAGAACUAUCAGAAUUUUUUGGAACAGAUAUUCUCCAAGAUUAUGAAGACUUUUACGUUGGUAAUUUAUUCCCUGUUGAUCCAGUUGAAUUAGGCCUCAUUCCUCCUGAAAUAAAAGCAGGUCCUUCUCCUGAUUAUGGCACCGUCAGCAGAAGACCUUCACAGGUAAAUACUUCAGAAACGCAUUAGAAAUACAGCACUUCCUCCUCAC